Messenger RNA from Chelmon rostratus (copperband butterflyfish), 1331 nucleotides. Its product is annotated as N-acetyllactosaminide beta-1,3-N-acetylglucosaminyltransferase 3-like. The record is from RefSeq and is a predicted model, not a curated record. The coding region runs from base 141 to 1331 and encodes 396 amino acids. The transcript is spliced from 2 exons. Lineage: Eukaryota; Metazoa; Chordata; Actinopteri; Chaetodontiformes; Chaetodontidae. Gene Ontology annotation, molecular function: hexosyltransferase activity. Gene Ontology annotation, cellular component: membrane.
UGUGAGUCAGACAACACAAGACAGUGAGUUGUCUUUUUGGGAUUGUGUCUUCAGUUUCUGGAGCCAGCACAGCGCUGUGAAACUUUGUUGUUGUUGUUGUUGUUGUUUUUACCGAGCUUUUGGUCUUUGGAGUUUCAAGGAUGAGAAACAUCAGAGCAAAAACGUUAUUGCUGUCAGCAUCUCUUGGUCUGUUGGUCUUUCUCCUCUGUAAAGAUUUUAUUGACCUCAAAAGCAGUCACCUCUAUGCAUAUGUGAGAAAGGGUGACACUCAAAGAAGACGACCCACCAACAGCUCCUAUGUAUACUCCUGGCCAGGAUGUCAACAAAAUACAUCUGCUGCAAAUGCCACAAACUUCAGCUCUCUUCCUGAUAGUAUAAAAGACUUUCUAUACUAUCGACACUGUCGCCAUUUCCCCAUGCUGCUGGACUUUCCUGACAAAUGUGGAGGAGCUGAUAAAUCAGCAGACAUCUUCCUUCUGUUGGUCAUUAAAAGCUCCCCUGUGAACUACGACCGCAGAGAGGUGCUGCGCAAAACCUGGGCUGAAGAGCGAUUACACAACGGUGUGCGGAUCCGAAGGCUCUUCAUCACGGGAACGACGGGUUCUGGUUUUGAGAAAACGAGACUGAACAAACUGCUCGAGCUGGAGCAACGUGAGCACAGAGAUAUCCUCCAAUGGGACUUCAGUGACACAUUCUACAACCUCACCUUGAAGCAGAUUCUCUUCCUGGAAUGGAUGGAAAGAAACUGUCCGAACGUUCGCUUCCUGCUCAACGGUGAUGAUGACGUCUUCGCCAACACAGACAACAUGGUCGAGUAUCUCCAAGGCCUCAAGGAUAACGAUGGAAGCAAGCACCUCUUUACUGGCAACCUGGUUGCGAAUGUUGGACCCAUUAGAUCACCAUGGAGCAAGUAUUUCAUCCCAGUUCAGGUACAGGAGUCAGAAUCAUAUCCCCCCUACUGUAGUGGUGGGGGCUUCCUCUUGUCUGGCUAUACAGCUUUGGUCAUAUACGCUAUGUCCCAGUCCAUCCCCAUUCUUCCCAUUGAUGAUGUCUACAUGGGGAUGUGUCUGGCCAAAGCAGGACUUGGUCCAGCUUCUCAUAUGGGUAUGCUAAUGAUAGGACUGCACAUUCCCUCCCGCACAAUAGAUGGAUAUGACCCUUGCUAUUAUAAAGAAGCUUUACUGGUGCACAGAUUCCUUUCAGUCAACAUGUAUCUUAUGUGGCACAGAAUCCAUGAUCCAGAUCUGAAAUGUGGUGACUUAAAGGUGGUGAAAGAGCUUGAUGGCACUUUGGUUCCUGCUCCUGCUCUUGGGUUGCGAGUGCAAGAAUGA